AUGAAUCCUGAAUUUGACUUGAGCAAUAGUAAUAGCGACAUUAAUGGCAGCGGCAAGAAUAAAUAUAAACUACCUUCGAAUGAACAAGAUGUUGAUAGAUAUCAACGACUUCAUUACGCAUGGCGUUUAGUAUGGGAAACUAAUUAUUCGGCACCUGUCGGACACAUUUUAAAAAACAGAAACAAUGUGAGGAUUCUGGAUGUGGGAUGCGGAUCGGGCGUAUGGUUAUUAGAAAUGGCAUCAAAAUACCAAAAUGCCAAUUUCUUUGGAGUUGAUAUUGUCAAAUCUUUUCCCACAGAAAUUAAACCACCAAAUGUCAAAUUUCAAAAAGCAAAUUUGCUAGAUGGUUUACCAUAUCAGACAGAGGAUUUUGAUUUCAUUAUCGUUAGAAAUCUGCAGAUGGAAUUUACAGUAACUGAAUGGUGUGAUAUUAUUCUGCCAGAGUUGCAACGUGUACUAAAAUCUGGCGGAUUCAUUGAAUCAAAUGAAUAUAUAUGGAAUAUUGACGGAAUGGGAACAGCAUUUAAUCUUCUUUUCAAUGCAUGGAAAUCAAACUACAAAGAACGUGACAUUGAAAUUCACAUUGCGAAACUGUUGCCUGAUUGGCUACAAACCACCACUACUUUCACGAACAUACAACAAGAGACACGGUCACAUCCACUUGGCAUCUCUGGCGGAGAAGUAGCAAAAUCGUUCCAAGAAAUCAUACUGAAUGAUUUUCGUACAAACAAGUCACGAUUGUUGUCACAAAUGAACAUUAACUCAAAAAAAUAUGAUAGUGCCGUAACGCUGAUCGAACAGAAAUUUGAGAGUGAUUGCAGCCGCGAUGAUGGUGAUUGCGAAGUCAAGUUAUAUCGAACUUGGGCUCAAAAAAUUUAA
This is a messenger RNA of Ambispora leptoticha, 879 nucleotides long. NCBI's taxonomy places the organism in Eukaryota, Fungi, Glomeromycota, Glomeromycetes, Archaeosporales, Ambisporaceae. The record is from the annotation of a GenBank genome assembly.